Molecule: messenger RNA, 597 nt
Organism: Fusarium redolens
Lineage: Eukaryota; Fungi; Ascomycota; Sordariomycetes; Hypocreales; Nectriaceae
Exons: 1
Coding region: 1-597 (198 amino acids)
Source: RefSeq, a predicted model, not a curated record
AUGCUUGUCACCAAGAUCAUCUUCUGGGCCUUUGCCACUGCAACCGCCACUGCUCUCCUCACUGUCAAGGAUGUAGCCACCAAGUUCGGUAUCUCAGAGACCGACAUCAAAGAGAUACUCUCUGCCUCUGACGUCUCCUCCAUCAACGUCGACAAAUGGGCAGACUUCCUUGACGUCAGCCUCAAAGACAUCAAGUCCUGGCCCCAGUCUGACAAAGUCGCUGCUCUAAAGGGCGUCAAGAAGAACCUCAAGACUUACAUGGAGUCCGACGCCAGAGUUGAAAAGCGUCAGGAUAACCGCCAGAAGCUGCAACAGGAGAUUGAUGCCAAGAUUGCUCAAUAUCGCUCCGAGCAUGAGGCUGAUCAUCGACGUCGCCUGGCUGGUUGCCCUAGUGUUCGCUGCGGUGUCUGUGGUGCAGGCUUGACUGUUGCCUAUGUUGCUGCUCUUACUGCGUGCGGAGCUGCCGCUGCUACUGCGGAGGCUAUUUCCGCUGGCACUCUGACUCCUGCGGCUGUUGUUUCUCUUGGAGCUUGUGUCUCGGCUGCCCAUGCUACAUAUGUCGGUGGCUGGACCUUCUGUCUCGGCAUGAAGGAUUAG